GAGGCUAGAAAUGGAACUUUCAAGACAAGAAGGAGAGAUGCCACUUCCAAUUAACAGUACAUAUGGUGGGGGACAUGGUCAUGGGCAGGGGCACAUGAUCCAUAAUGACCCUGCACCCCACAAUCACAUUAUACCUUCGUCAGCACCCCAAAUACCCUCCAAUGGCCCCAUAUCAACAACACUGGAGGACCUUGUGCCCUACAAGAAAAUGGUCAGGUAUAGGGAGUGCCUCAAAAACCAUGCAGCUUCCAUGGGUGGGAAUGCUACAGAUGGGUGUGGUGAGUUCAUGCCCAGUGGAGAAGAGGGUACCCUACAGGCCCUCACAUGCUCAGCCUGUAACUGCCACAGAAACUUCCACAGAAAAGAGAUAGAAGGUGAGGCCUCUUCAUAUGAUUGCUACCACAAUCACCCCUAUCCCAAUAGGGUUGGAAGGAAAGUCAUUUUGGGUCAUCACAAUACCAUUUUGGGACCGGAGGCUUUGAGACACCACCCUACCGGAACACUUAUACCUUUCGGAUCAGCUCCACCACACCACAUGAUAAUGUCUUAUAAUAUGGGUUCUCUCCCUUCAGAGUCUGAUGAGCUAGAGGAUGGUGGUGGUGGUGGUGGUAGUGGAGGUGGAGGUAGUGGUGGUGGGUUUGCGGCCAGGCCACAUCAGCUGGUGAAGAAAAGGUUCAGGACAAAGUUUACACAGGAGCAGAAGGAGAAAAUGCUGAACUUUGCUGAGAAAGUUGGGUGGAAAAUUCAGAAGCAAGAGGAAGCAGUGGUGCAGCAAUUCUGCCAAGAAGUUGGAGUCAAGAGAAGAGUCCUUAAGGUUUGGAUGCACAACAAUAAGCUCAAUCUAGCCAAGAAGAACCCCUCCACUUCUCAAAAUCCAAUUUAGCAAAGACAACAAUUUUCUCUUCCAUCUUUAGCUUAAACUAUCCCUCGUCCUUCUCUCUUUCUCUUUUGAACAUUUUUUUUCCCUGGGUCUGCUCGUUAUGGUAUCUUCAUAUUGAGAAUAACAUUGGUUAUGUAAUGUAGGUUAAGGAAAUUAGAUUUGUUAGAUUUCAGUUGUGAGUGGUGUUGUUGUCCAAUCCAUUCAUAUGGAUUGGAUGCAGAUACCCUUUUGAGAAUCUCUUAUGUAUGACAUUUCUAAUCUUAAAGAG
Molecule: messenger RNA, 1148 nt
Organism: Ilex paraguariensis (yerba mate)
Lineage: Eukaryota; Viridiplantae; Streptophyta; Magnoliopsida; Aquifoliales; Aquifoliaceae
Source: the annotation of a GenBank genome assembly